AUGGCCAUCACCCACGUCGUCAUCUUUUCCUUCAAGGCCGACAUCAGUGAUGCAGAUAAGGAACAUGCCCUGAAUAGUCUACGGGAGAUAAAGGACAAAGCUCUACAUCCCACAACGAGAAAACCUCUGGCAAAGUCUCUCACCGGGGGGAAGAAUAAUUCGCCCAAAAACUUUAAUAAGGGGUAUCAGUAUGCUUUUACCUGGGAGUUCGAUAGCGCAGAGGACCGUGACUAUUACACUUUCAAGGAUCCAUACCACAGUCUGAUUACACCUGUCGUCUUGAACGCUGUCGAGAACGUCAUCGUGGUGGAUUAUACUCCUGGAGAAUGGUAG
Molecule: messenger RNA, 333 nt
Organism: Aspergillus lentulus
Lineage: Eukaryota; Fungi; Ascomycota; Eurotiomycetes; Eurotiales; Aspergillaceae
Product: Dabb family protein
Source: RefSeq, a predicted model, not a curated record